Molecule: messenger RNA, 3984 nt
Organism: Closterium sp. Naga37s-1
Lineage: Eukaryota; Viridiplantae; Streptophyta; Zygnematophyceae; Desmidiales; Closteriaceae
Source: the annotation of a GenBank genome assembly
AUGGUUCCAUGCGACGGGUACUCACCAGUAGGCCCGUUUGGGAACUCGACGACCGGGGACUCGAAGAGGGACUCACCAGUAGGCGUUACACUUGCGAAGCCUAGCACGCUUGGACGGUCCGACGAGCGCGCCGAGUCGAGUCAAGCCCAUGAGGGCCACCGUUAUCCAGAUCCUCGCUAUUCAGAUCCCCGCUAUCUUGAUCCCCGCUAUAGUGAUCCCCCCUAUGUUGAUCCCCGCUAUAGUGAUCCUUGCCGGAGGUUGCAGCGGCACCAGACGUGGAAUUGCGCGGACGACCGUCGCGCGCGGAGGAGCGGAUGGCGGGACGUGGCCGCGGAGCCCAGGGGGGGGAUCGGGCACGCGGCGACGCCCCAGGGGAGGAGCGGACACGCGGCGGAGCCGAGGGUACGGCACGUGGGAAACACGCGCGAGUGGGCGGCGCGCAGCGGAUUGAAACUUGACACGUCAGUGACAGUUUUCGACGCGCGUCAAGAAUCGACUGGGACGGGGGACCGGGCGACGGCGCUGCGCGGCAGUAUCGAGACGAGCAGCUGGGAAGAGGUGGAAGCGCGGUGCAGGCAGCUGUCGCACGCCAACGUGGACAUAACCGCAAUGGACCUCACGCACCUGCCGCCCUCCCCUGCUCCAACUCCCACAACCGCUACUCGUUUCUCACGCCCUCUCCCGCUCCUCUCCCCGUCCGCCGCCUCUGCUGCCGCCUCUGCCGCGGCCUCUGCGUUCAAAUCCGUGUCACGGGCUGCCCUCGCCAUCACGUCCCCUCGCUCUGACCCCCGUUCGGGCCUGCCCCUCCCUAGUCCUAGGGGUAUGCUAAACCUGCCUAGUCCGAGAAGUCUUUUGAGUCUGCCUAGCCCCAGGGGCAUCCUCAGUCUCGCCUCCCCUGGUUCUACCCGGACUAAGCAGCGCCCGCAGUGGCAGCAGCAGGAGGAAUGGGUCGAGGAGAGGGGGGCGAUUGGGAAAGGAGAAGGGAUUAAUGAGGGGGGAGGGAUUGGGGAGGAGGAAGCGAUUGAGGAAGGAAGCUCCUCUGGGCGCAAGGCAGAAGCGCAGGCAGGGGUAUCAGCGUCAAGAGCACAGGCACGGACCAGAGCAAAAGUGAAGGCAGAGGGGAGGGUUGAGGCGAGGGAGGCUGCUGGGUGCACGGCAGAAGGGGAUGGGGUGGGUGGUGGUUUGGAAGGGAAGGUAGAGGAGAGGGAUGGUGGUGAUGGGUGUAUGGGAGCAUCAUGUGGGGGCAAUGAUAUGGCAGCGUGCUCGAGCAGCAGUGGGAACACUGUCAGGAAUGGCAGCAACAUGCGCAAUCGCAGCAACACGAGCAGCGGUGGGGGCGUAAGUAGCAGUGGGAAGAAGAGCAGCGGUGGUGCUAGAAGGAAGGAGGGAGUGCAGCAGCGAAGGCCGGCCCUUGAGGGGGGAGGCUCUGUUGAAUCACUCGACUCGCUGGGGUCUCCGUCUGUGCGGGUGGCCGACUGUGCGACCCCGCACGGGCUUUCAGUUUCCGUGCCGAAGCAGGACGGGAGGGAUGGGCAGGAUGGGCUGAAGGGGUGGAGGGGAGGUGAUAGAGAGGGUGGCAGGGAGAGCAGUGGAGGCAGAGCAGUGCGACGCGGUGAGCAGGUGGAGGGGCGAGAGGAGGAGGAAUUGCGGCGUGUGCUGUCGUUCACUGAAGGCACUGUUCAAGAGAAGAGGGGAGGUGGCUCUGCCUGUUGUCAUCGCACUGCUGCUGCUGCUGCUGGUCCUCCCACACAUCUCCCCUGCUCCUCCAUCUACUCCUCUGGUCAACUCACCACUGCUAAAUCGUCAUCCCUCUCAUCCCGCCAGCUGAGCAUCACAACCUUCUCACUCUCCUCACCAGCUAGUUCCAUCCCCACAGGCUCUCACAACCUCGUACACUCCUCCCACCUCACCUACCCCGACUAUUUUGACUGCCCCAAGUAUCUUGACAAUUCCGUCUGCCCUGACUGCCCUGACUGCCCGGAUUGCCUUGACUACCCCGAACCCCCUCUCUCUGUGUGCUCCACUCACUCGCUGCCCUCCACACACUCUGUAACCACUGCUGCCGGCUUCUCUCGCUCCAGGACUAUCAGGGCUGCAAGUCUUCCCCCUGUAGAAUCUGCCGCGUUCAAACGGGUGGCAGGGGCGUAUGGAGAACAUGGGCUGCAUGCGCGGCUGUUGGAUGGCAUUGUUCGUCUGCUAGUGGAUUCAGGGAGCGUCAGUAGUGCUGGGAACAGUGGGGUUUUGGCAAAAGGGAGAAUGGACGGUGGGAUGAAGCCAGCGGAUUUUCUCGAUGCGAGAUCAACGGUGGCGAUGGGAGGAGCGGUGAAGUUUGAAGGGUCUCUUGAAAAUGCCACAAGGAAUCGUCCAGUUUGCUUCGCCAAUGCACUGUUCAGCGGCAAUCUCAAGGCAUCAGCUUAUCCAGGCACUCUCCCCCUGCUGCCCGCCCGCCUGCACUCCCACCUGCGCCACACCCUGUCACCACCUAACCACCUCACCCCAACCCUCAAUUUCACCCCCACCACCAAUCCCUCUUCGACCUCCUCCACCUCCCCCUCCACCUCUCUCCCGCGUCUACUCUACAUUCGUCGCACCGUCGGCACCAACAACAGCGCCAGCAGCCACGCCGCCCGGCGAGCAUUCAACCAAUCAAGCGAGGCGGCCUUCCAGUCCCUCCUUGCCUCGCUGCCAGGUGUCGCCGUGCAAGUGGCGGACUUCGCCAGGCUGUCAUUCGCGGAGCAGUUUGCGCUGGUACAGGGGGCGGACAUCAUUGUGGGGUUACACGGGGCUGGUCUCACUCUAGCUUCGGCUUUCAAUCACGCACCCUCCACUGCCGCCGCCGCCGCCGCCGCUGCUGCGACUGCAACUGCGGCCCAAAGUGACCCCUCUCCCCUGCGCCCCACGAUACCAGUCGUGGUGGAAAUCCAGCCGUACAAGGUACAGCACAUAAUAUUCGAGGGCAUGGCCAAGUCAGCAGGCGCGCUCUACCUGCUGCACCAGUGCCACCGCGGCCCCACCGACCAACCAGGCGACGCCACAUUUGCACACGUCAGCCGGGAGGCCUGUCGGCGGCGGCUCGAGUGCCGGGACCACUUUGUGCAGUCGCGAUUCGUGGAGCUGACUCAGCGCGACGUGGCAUCGCUUCGGCGGUUGUUGGAAGUGGCUCGGGAUUUCGUUACCGAGGGUCUGAGAGCAGCAGAAGCAGUUGAGGGUCUGAGAGAGGCGGCUCAACCGUACAAGGUGGCGGAUUCUGUCGCAGGAGGGAAUACACGCACGGGGAAAGGAGUCAGUGGUAAAGGCGUCGGCAAUGAGAGAAGGGCGCUGCACUCCAUGAGAGCUCUCCACGCCCCUGGAGAUACUGCAAGCGCCGAGGAGGACUCUCUGAGAUCAGGAGAGAGCAAGGGGCGGUCAUGGGGCCUCUGGGGUUUGUUGAUAGGUGGAAGGGACGGAGGAAGAGAGACAGCAGGGCAGGGCACACAGCAGGGUGCACAGCAGGCCGUAGGUGCAGGUGAAGGGGUUAUGGCAGAUGCAGUGGGUGACAGUGAGAGGCAUGCGCAACAAGUAAGUGGGAAAACAGCAGGGCACACGGCAGAUGCGCUGUGGGCUGGCAUUCGGCACGGCAUGCAGGGAGGUGGGGAGGGAGGAGGAAGUGAGGGAGGAGGAAAUAGGGGAGGAGGAAAUAGGGGAGGGGAAAGGGAUGACAGGACAAGGUUAGCAGAAGUACCUGAAGCAGCACAAGAAGCAACGGUGCAUGCGCAAUCUGCACAAACACCAGAGGCAGCUGCACAAGCAGCACAAACACCAGACACUGGAGCGCUCGUGGCACAAGCAGCACAAGCAGCACAGAUAGCGUGGGUGAGGGGGUGGAUGGAGAGGGAGUGUGGCGAGUGGAUGAGUGGGACGGACAACAACUGUCGUGUGGAGGCCGUGCGAUCGCCCCAUGUGCGCCCGGGGGAGAGGUGUGUGCUCGCUGCUGAUGACUGCUGA